AUGAGGAAAACCUCCGAGGAUUGUCUCACUUUGUCUCCAGACUGGAAAGUAGAAGAUGAGGACAUCACACAGUCUAGUCCAGGAGAAAACCCGGCUCCCUCCAAUGUCCAUCCGGCACCACCCAGUGUAGAUGGACCAUCGGAUUCCUCGUAUCCUGAGGAACCUCAGACUGUGCGGGACCGGGCCGGCCUUCCAACAGGGAAGAGGUUCUCCUGUACUGAGUGCGGGAAGUACUUCAGUUUUAAAUGCCGUCUUAAUGAGCAUAAAAAAUCUCAUACAGGGGAGAAGCCGUUUUCCUGUCCUGAGUGCGGGAAAUGUUUUUCACAGAUGUCCAUUCUGUACAGACAUCAGAGAUCUCACACGGGGGAUAAGCCACUUUCCUGUCCUGAGUGCGGGAAAUGUUUUUCAGAUAAAUCCAAUCUUUACAGACACCAGAGAUCACACAUGGGGGAAAAAGUGUAUUCUUGUUCUGAGUGUGGAAAAUAUUUUGCACAAAAAUCAGCACUUCUCACACAUCAUAAGUAUCACACGGGGGAGAAGCCUUAUGUCUGUCCUGAGUGCGGGAAAUGUUUUUCACAGAAGUCCAAUCUUUACAAACAUCAGAGAUCUCACACGGGGGAGAAGCCAUUUUGCUGUUCUGAGUGUGGGAAAUGUUUUUCACAGAAGUCCAUUCUUAGUAUGCAUCAGAGAUCUCACACUGGGGAGAAGCCUUUUUCCUGUUCAGAGUGCGGGAAACAUCGCAGAUUGCACACGGGGGAAAAGCCAUAUUCCUGUUCUGAUUGCCAGAAAUGUUUUGUACACAAAUCAGAGCUUGUUGCACAUCAGAAAUCUCAUAAGGGGGAGAAGCCGUAUUCUUGUCCUGAGUGCGGGAAAAUUUUUUCAUGGAAGUCCAAUCUGUCCAGACAUCAGCGAUCUCACACAGGAGAGAAGCCAUAUUUCUGUUCUGAGUGCGGGAAAUGUUUUGUAGAAAAAUCAGAACUUGUCACACAUCAAAGAUCUCACACAGGGGAGAAGCCAUAUUCCUGUCCUGAGUGCGGGAAAUGUUUUUCACAGAAGACCAAUCUUUACACACAUCAGAGAUCUCACACAGGGGAGAAGCCAUUUUCCUGUCCUAAGUGCGGGAAAUGUUUUUCUGUGAGAUCCAAUCUUAACAGACAUCAGAGAUCUCACACAGGGGAGAAGCCACUUUCCUGUUCUGAGUGA
Molecule: messenger RNA, 1203 nt
Organism: Staurois parvus
Lineage: Eukaryota; Metazoa; Chordata; Amphibia; Anura; Ranidae
Source: the annotation of a GenBank genome assembly